This is a messenger RNA of Dermochelys coriacea (leatherback sea turtle), 3998 nucleotides long. RefSeq names its product DnaJ heat shock protein family (Hsp40) member C21 (gene DNAJC21). NCBI's taxonomy places the organism in Eukaryota, Metazoa, Chordata, Testudines, Dermochelyidae. Bases 120 to 1547 code for a protein of 475 amino acids. The transcript has 11 exons. Gene Ontology annotation, molecular function: nucleic acid binding; zinc ion binding. Gene Ontology annotation, cellular component: cytoplasm. The record is from RefSeq and is a predicted model, not a curated record.
GUCUCUUUAUGGCCUGGGCGCUCCUUCCGGGCCCCUCCCCGUGACGCCGCCGGCGGCGAGGCCGGCUGGCGUGCCCCUCGCGAGGAGCCGAGGCGGCCCCGCGGGUUCCGCGCGCCGCGAUGAAGUGUCACUACGAGGUUCUGGGGCUGGCGCGCGACGCCUCCGACGAGGAGCUGAAGCGGGCGUACCGGAGACUGGCGCUGCGCUGGCACCCUGACAAAAAUCUAGAAAAUGCUGAUGAAGCAGCAGAACAGUUCAAAUUAAUCCAAGCGGCAUAUGAUGUACUGAGUGAUCCUCAAGAAAGAGCUUGGUAUGAUAAUCACAGGGAAGCUCUGCUGAAAGGAGGGGUUGAUGGAGAGUAUCAGGAUGAUAGUUUGGAUCUGCUGCACUACUUCACUGUUAACUGUUACUCUGGAUAUGGUGAUGAUGAAGAGGGGUUCUUUGCAGUCUAUCGUCAAGUUUUUGAAAAUAUUGCAAAGGAAGAGAUGGAAUAUAUAUCUCAGGAAGAUAUUGAAGAAUUCCCUACUUUUGGAUACUCUCAAAGUGAUUAUGAUGAGGUAGUCCAUCCUUUUUAUGCUUACUGGCAGAGUUUCUGUACUCAAAAGAACUUUGCUUGGAAAGAGGAGUAUGACACACGGCAGGCAUCAAACCGUUGGGAGAAACGAGCUAUGGAGAAAGAGAACAAGAAAACUAGAGACAAAGCAAGAAAGGAGAGAAAUGAACUGGUUCGUCAGCUAGUGGCUUUUAUUCGUAAAAGAGAUAAGAGAGUACAGGCACACAGAAAACUCAUAGAGGAACAGAAUGCAGAAAAAGCUAGAAAAGCAGAGGAGCUCCGGAGACAGCAAAAACUCAAACAAGCUAAGCUUGGUGAGCAAUAUAAAGAGCAGAGCUGGAUAACUAUGUCUGAUCUAGAGAGAGAAUUGCAGCAGAUGGAAGCACAGUAUGAAAAGGAAUUUGGAGAUGGAUCUGAUGAUGAAGAGGAAAGAGAGGAACAGGAGCCAAGAGAAGGAAUAGAAGAUAAACUGAGUGACGAAGCUGAAGAUGCUGAAUUUUAUGAUGACUUGUACUGCCCUGCUUGUGACAAAUCCUUGAAGACCGAGAAAGCAAUGAAGAACCAUGAAAAGUCAAAGAAGCACCGAGAGAUGGUAGCGCUUUUACGGCAACAGCUGGAGGAGGAGGAGGAGGAAUUUUCUGCAUCUACAGAUGACAAAAACGGAGUGAAUACCAAAGAAGAUGAAGAAAUGGAAGAAACAUCCAAACAGAAACUCUCUAAGAAGAAGAAAAAGAAACAUAAAACGAUGACGACAUAUGAAGACGCUACAGUUGAUGCUACAGUUGAACAAAAAGAAGCUGACAGUGCAGACCGGGAGGACAGCGUAACAGAAGAAUUGGAAAAUGUUGGCCAAAGAACUACUGCUUCUGAAAAAGCAAGUGCUGCAGAAGCUGUAGAUGAAGUUAAUGAACCAAAAAGCGAAGCAAAAAGUUAUGCUUUUGGCCUUCACAACAUCUGCUGGCAACAAAAUCCCCUGGUUGACGGCUGUAUGUGAAGAAGUACUUCCUUUUGUUGUUUUAAACCUUCUGCCUAUUAAUAUUGGGUGACCCUGAGUGAGUGAGUUAGUUAGUAGUUCCUGUGUUAUGUGAAGGGGUAAAUAAGACUUCCUUGUUCACUUUCUCCAUGAUUUUGUAGACUGACUUCUUCCCCCCCCUUACUCGCCUCUUUUUCCAAGCUGAACAGUCCCAGUUUUCUUAAUCUGUCCUCCUGUGGAAGCUGUUCAAUAACCCUCAUCAUUUUUGUUGCCCUUUUUUAUACAUUUUCCAGUUCUAAUACAUCUUUUUUGAGAUGGGGUACCCACAACUGCCCACAGUAUUGAACAUGUGGGAGUAGUGCCAUCAUAUAUUUCUAUAUCAUCUGUUUCCUAACAGUUCCUAACAUUCGUUAGCUUUUUUGACUGCCUCUGCACAUUGAGCAGAUGUUUUCAGAGAACUAUCCAUGAUGACCUCAAGAUCUCUUUGAGUGGUAACAGCUAGUUUAGACCCCACCAUUUUGUAUGUAUAGUUGGGAUUAUGUUUUCCAAUGUGCAUUACUUAGCAUUUAUCAAUGCUGAAUUUCAUCUGUCAUUUUAUCACGCAGUUUAGUGAGGACCCUUUGUAAAUCUUCACAUUCAGAUUUGAAUGUAACUAUCUUGACUAAUUUUGUAUCAUCUGCAAACUUUUUCACCUCCUUUUCUAGAUCAUUUAUUAAUAUGUUGAACAGCACUAGUCCCAUUAGAGAGCAUUGGGGGAUCCGCUAUUUACCUCCUUCCACUGUGGAAAGUGACCAUUUAUUCAGGAUACUGCCCAGUUAAACACCACUUUUGCCAGUUCUCAUGUCUUUGAAUAUUGUGAUGUGCAGACACUUGUAUGGAAAAUUUUAUGCAAACAGUUUAGCAGCAGGAAGACAUUCCUGUGAAGCUGUGUUGAAAGUUAUGCAUAAAGCUGCACAUCUGUCACAGAUUCUGUGACUUUUGCAGCAGCUGCUGUGGCUGGCUCCAGGGCUGCCUGAGAUCAAGCAGCUGCUGGGGCAGUUUGGGUAUAGGAGGGAUAAGGAGUUGGGAUGUGGGGUGGCACUUACCUCAGGGGGGGCAUGCUCCCCAGAAGUGGCUGGCAUGUCCCUGCAGCUUCUAGGCAGAGGGGCCAGGGGAAUCUGCUCACUGACCCUGCCCAAAGGGGCCACCCCCACAGCUCCCAUUGGCUAUGGUUCCCAGCCAAUGGGAGCUGCAUAGCCAAAGCUUGUGGCAGGGGCAGCACACACAGCUCUUCUGGCCUUCCCUACCGCUAGGAGCCGCAAGGACAUGUGGAGGCAGGCAGGGAGACUGCCAGCCCCGCCAACCCUCCCCAGCACGAGUAGGGGUCCUGGGCCGUGCGCCACUACCGUGCCCCCGCCUCAACCAGCACCAAUGGGGGUCUUGUGCCACUGCCUGCCUCCCUGCCAUCACCACAGUACCAGCACCCGCGAUGCCCCAGAUCACCCCCUGGCCCAAGUUUUAGUCAUGGGUAUAUAGUACAAGUCCUGGACAGGUCAUGGACCGUGGAACUUUUGUUUACUGCCCGUGACCUGUACAUGAGUUUUACUAAAAAUACCCAUGACUAAAAUGUAGCCUUAGUUAUGCACUAAGCAUUGUGGAGUCCUUACCUCACUUUAAGGAAGUGAUGUGAAUGCGACAACUGCUGCUUCACCUUCCUUACAUUUUCAUUACACAGCAAAGUUAGGUAUAUUCGCUUGUACAGCGCUCCCUUUCCCAAUAAACCUGUAAGGCCCUCUGCAUGUGCUUUUUGCAAAAGCUCACAUUUGGCCCAAACCAAAACACUCAAAGGCACGUCUCCUCUGUGCAGGCUACUUCCAGGUUUAAUGCCUAACUCCAGCUGUUUCAGCACUUUAACUGUUCAGCAUUAAAAAAAAAAUCUAACAGAAUUGUAAUGGGGUAAAGUACAUUUUAUUUCCCCAACUUGUUCUCAAACAGUUGAACCAAUUUUGCUCAGAACUUGUGCUUAAGAAUACAAUAAAAUUCACUUUUUGGACAAAUGCUAAGCCUGGAAUAUAUAUUUCAGUCCCACAGGCAAGUUUCAGAACAUUCCAAUGGUCUGAAACGGGUUAGAAUGGAGAACAGCAUGCACUUUUAACUACAGCAGUCACUUCCAUUAGAAUAACUGCGCAAGGUGGGAGGGAACCCUCAAAGUAGUGAAUCACACACAAAAGAUUAAGCAGAAAUUAAUGGUGACCAAAAAACUGAACUGAAAGUGCCUUAAAUGUUAGUUUGUGCAAAUUAUUUAAAAAAAUAAAUUGACUUUUCAGCCCAUUUAGGACCAUGAGAUUUAAAAGCCUUAGUAAUUUAAAACUAUCAAUCCUGCUGAAUGUGUUCAUAGAAAAACUUGAUUCAGUGUGACAAAGGUAAUCUGAAAUCUUAAACUGUCUUGUCUUUUCAGCAUCCCUAAGCCUAAAGGAAAGAGAGCCAAGGAUA